Dioscorea cayenensis subsp. rotundata (Guinea yam) is the source of this 1653-nucleotide messenger RNA. RefSeq lists its product as uncharacterized. NCBI's taxonomy places the organism in Eukaryota, Viridiplantae, Streptophyta, Magnoliopsida, Dioscoreales, Dioscoreaceae. The record is from RefSeq and is a predicted model, not a curated record. The coding region runs from base 1 to 1653 and encodes 550 amino acids. The transcript has 6 exons. Gene Ontology annotation, molecular function: zinc ion binding.
AUGGAGGUUAUCAAACCUUCUAAUGUUUGGAUUAAAGUCGGUGUUCUUCUUCUCCUUGUUCUUAUUCUUUUUCUUUGCGGCUUUGUUUCUGUCGUUCACGUGUUAGUCAUCAUGGAGACAUUUUGUGCUAUGGCUCGUUUCAAAGGCGAAGGACGGCUACUCCAAUUCACGGUCCUCACUACAUGGGAGGUUGUCGUGGCCGAGAUAUGUGAGCGUUGGUCACUUCAGGCUUCUCGAGUCAUUAUGAUGUUUGUGGCACCUAACUCAUACGGCACGGUUUGCCCAAUUGAGUCAGAUGCUGAUUUCCAAUGCAUGUGCCACAUACACCACACUUACAAGAAGAGUGUGGUGGACAUCAUCGUUGAAGAAGUCAGUGGGGCAUCGGAAGCAACCAUUAAUAUCUCCUUACCAACAUUGUACGACAACCACUCGAAAGCUAGUAAGAAAUGGAUCGGUGACUGUAUUAUGCAGAGACUGAAAGAGCGACCAUUGUAUCGAGCCAUUGAUAUACAAAAAGACAUCAUUCGAGAACACGGCAUGCGAUUACCAUACAAGCAUGUAUGGAUGGGUAGGGAGGUCGCUCGGUCCGCUAUUCAUGGUAAUGAGGUGAGCAGCUAUCAUUUGUUGUUGUGGUACGCCGAUAAGGUGGCGGAGACGAAUCCCGGAGCAUUGUGGCAGUUGAGAAGGACAGGGAGCGAUUCAAACACGUUUUCUUCUCUUUCCGCUUGUCUUUGCAAAGACAGGAAUGAGGGUAUCUUCCAUGUGGUAUUUGCUAUUGUCGAUAAUAAAACUGACGACAACUGGACCUGGUUUCUCGCCAUACUCGGUGAGGCAAUAUACGGUGAAGAUGACUAUCGCGAAAUUAUUACCUUCAUCUCGGAUUGGUCGAAGGGCCUUAUAAACUCGGUCACGAGAGUGUUCCCGUCAUCGCCGCAUGGUUAUUGCCUCCGACAUUUGGUGGCAAAAUUCAUGAAAGCAAAUGCUAAACUUGGCAAAACAUUGUGCAAGCAAUGUUGGGAUAUAAUUGUAAGAAUUGCAUAUGCUUACACAGUCAAAGAGUUUGAUGACGCCAUUACCGAACUUGCGAUGAAAUCGCCGGAGGCACAUAAUUGGUUACUGUACAAGUCGAACGUUGAUCACUGGGCUAAUUAUUUAUUUAAGGGUAUGCGUUGGUGUGAGAUGUACUCCAACAUUGCGGAGUCAUUCAACGGCUGGGUCAAAGAGGCCCGACAUCUACCUGUGACAAGCCUGGUUGACUCAAUAAGGUUCAAACUUAUGAAUAUGAUGGCUGGAUGCGCACAAGCAAGCAAGUGGGAUACACAUCUUUGUCUGGGGAUACACAAAAAGGUUGAACUGAUUAUUAAAGAUAGCAGGUUCUUAUGGGUGGGUCGUUCAAUGACGAAUACUUAUGAAAUACUUGACAAUGACAUCAAUGCUGUCAGUCUACGAAAUCAGAAGUGUUCUUGCAAAAAAUGGGAAGUCCAUGGGCUCUCGUGCAAGCAUGCAUGUGCAGCGAUCAUGCAAACUGAUAUGAACAUGCACAGUUACGUGGCCGAUUACUUCACAGUGGAAUGGUACCGCCGUGCAUAUGCUGAACCUAUACAUCCAAUCCCUGACACCGACAAACCAAGUGACGGUCACCGUGAACUAUAA